AUGUCUCGUCGCCUCGACAUUUCUUCCCUUCUAUGCAACGACGACACCCCCAAUGACACUGUCGUGCUCGCUCCACACCUCACUCACCGUUCUAAUCCACCCUAUCAUGCCCAUCAAUCUCCGACGACAUCCGUCUCUGCCCUCGGUGGCCUCGAAGCCCUUGUCCAAGCAGCUACAGAAGAACGUCGUCGCCUCAGCGUCUCCGACUCUGAACCUCCACACGAUGACAAACGUCACUCUCAACCCAUCAUUUCUCCCCCUACUCGCCACCAACAUCACCGCUCCUCAUGGGGCCAGUCAUCCACAAGUCCACCAGACUUCAUUCGUCCUCCUAUCCACCAUCAUCUUAUCGUAAACGAAAAGGAGGACGAUCCCGUACGCAGUAGCCCCAUAGAUGGUUUCAGAACUCUCGCAUCUCCCUAUCCUCCGCCACCACCCCCUCGUCAGCAGUACCAUGAGGAUCAUCGCAUCCAUAUCCAACGACAACGUCAGCAUCACGAACAGCUCCUUCAGCAAGAACAACAGUUGCAUCAUCAACGCGCGCAAGAGGCCGAACACGUACAAAGAGUUCAAGACAUGGAACGAGUUCAUAGGCAGCAAGAGGUAGAAAGGCAGCAGAGGUUACAGGAAGUUGAGCGCCAUCGCAUGCAGGAGAAGCAGCGCUUCCAAGAAUUGGAGCGUCAGCAGCGUUCCCAAGAGCAACAGCGGAUGCACGAGUUGGAACGCCAGCGCAUACAAGAGUUAGAGUAUCGCCAGCAACGAGCCCUCGAACAGGAGCGUCAAAUACGUUUGCAGGAGGAGCGUCAUCGCCGUUCUCAAGAGAUGGAACACCAUCAACUACUUCGGCAGGAGGAACUAAGACGUCCUGUUGUCCCUCUUGAGCCGAGAAUGAUAGAGAUUCCACCUCAUAUCCAACCACGAAAGUCGGACCCCAUCCAGAUAAACCUACCCGCAACUCCCAUCCGCCCAGAUCCGCUUGUACCGACGUCAGUGUCUCAACCUUUACCCCGAGACCAACCGCGCCUGGCCAAGAAACGUCGAUAUUCGGAUUCACCUUCCCGCCCAGAUGAAAAGGAGAGAAUCGCAGCUGAACGCGAAAAGAUGUCUGUCGGGGAGCUGGGGUAUGGCCGUGUCGAGCACCCUGUCGCCGGGCCUUCUUCCAUCCCACGGCGACCGGGCUCUGGGAAUGGUAGAAAACCGGUAGUACCAUUGGAGGAAAAGCCUGCUCUUCUCGGUAUUAAAGUCGAGGCCAGAUCCGUUUCGAGAGAUCGGGACGCGCACCGAGUCUUGAGUCCGCUCGGAAGGAGGUCACCACCGGGAAGUCAGAUCGGGAGAGCCAAGGCUGCGAGAAAGUCGGAUGAACAUCUUGACAGGAGAGAACACCUGCACCACGUCCCUCACCCCGUCGCACAUGAGGUACCCAAAAAGACCAAGGAGGAGGAGCCCAAGCCUCGACAUCGCCAUUUGGAGGAAUCGCAAGUGGGUUCAGAGAGCUCUCGUCCAAAGAAGGCUAAAGAGACGAAGGACCAACGACCCCCCCUUGCUAUACCAAAGGAGCAGCAAGACGAUCCUCACGAGUGGUUGCUUGAACACUACGCAGAUCAACCCUCUCCUUCAGCUUCCGUACGGCUCGAACCUCCUCGCUCCCCUUCUCCUUCCCUUAGUCCAGUCAUCAACACCCUUCCUGCGGCAAAACCUGCCUCUCGAACGCCCACCCCACCCCCGACUAAGCUUACCCCCUAUCCGCCAGCCCCUCGACCGGACAUUUCCGUCACUCUUGAAGACGAACUGGAGGAGCUUGUCAGUGAGCCUACACAUGUUGCCAAACAAGAGCAAGACGUUGACAUGGAUGUUGAUCUUGCGGUGACGGAACUCGUCGCGGAGACUCUGAAUGAUAAGGUUCAGGAUGUGGGGAUGGAAGUUGACGAUGAGCUCCUCAGUCUUGUUGAUGAUCGUCUCCCUGUACAAUCAAGCUCGUCGCGCCGCACUGCAUCAACGGCCAUGUCAUUGGUGGGAACUUUGCAGCCACCCAAAUCCACCUCGCGUCCCGCUGGGGACAAACGACCUGCUUCGCCUUUUGCUUUGGCAACACCCGUUUCUGCAACUUUGUUGUCGGUUCCACGGGCCUCUUCCUCACGUCCCACUCCUGAGCGAGGUUCAAUGCCCCCGCCGGCUUCCAUCAACGUUAGCGCCUCGAGUCGUGGUAAGGAUAAAGACGAUGGCGGGACGAAGAAGGAGCGUGCUGGGAGUGUCGCGCCAACUGCAACCGCCAAAAAGAAGAAGGAGGCAAACGCAAAGCCCAAGGCUACGCCGGCCGUGACGAAGCCACGAGCAAAGCCCGCGCCGAAAGGAAAGAAAGCAGAAGCUUCUACAACCUCUAAAUCAAGUGCUGGUCCGCCUGCAAAGAAAAACACUCCUAGUUCCCGAUCGCGAUCGACUUCUGUUCUGCCCGGGGGUUCGGUUGGUGGCGAUACCCCAAAGGCGGAUAAGCAGGAGGAAGAGGAAGACUCUGGCGCCGAAAAUGAGGAUGAUAAGCUGUAUUGCGUCUGCAAAACUAGGUACGACGAGGAUCGAUUCAUGAUUGCAUGCGACAAGUGCGAUGAGUGGUAUCAUACACAGUGUGUAGACAUGCCGGACCUUGAGGUUGAUCUGGUUGAUCAAUUCAUAUGUCCUCCGUGUAUUGCUAAACAUCCUCAUCUUUCCCUUCGCACGACAUACAAACAACGUUGCCUCUAUGGUUUGAAUCACCCUGACCCUUCGUCGACCAAGGCUUGUCACAAACCUGCCCGUGGUUUCUUUUCAAAAUACUGUUCGGACGAAUGCGGUCUCAAAUACAUGCAGUCACGGGUCGAAUCUUGGACAAAGAAAGGGGGGAACAAGGAGAAAUUGUGGGAAAGCGUGAAGAAUGCAGAAAAACGGGAAGGCAUUGUUGUUUGUCUUGAUGACAAGCAGGAGAAUGGGUGCAAGCAGGAAAAGGAUGUAAAGAAGAUCGUGGUACCGAAAAGGGGCAGAGUCGAGCAGGAGACGGAGCGUCUGAGGGGCUCGCUGGACAAUGUCGUGAAGCUGAGGGAAGAUAUCAAGAGAGGUAUGGAGGUGGUUGUUUGGAGGGAGCGGCUGCUCCAACUGGCAAGUGAGAGGGCUGAGCAGGUAGGACAGUGUGGAUGGGACCAGCGCCUUUGCUUUGGAGACGAUGAAUGGGUAGAUUUUGGAGUGGGCGUUUUGGAGAGUUACGAAAACGUCAAGGAGGAGAAGGAUAUGGAUGUGGAUGGUGUAGCUGCAGGAGAAGGCGAGUGGUGGUGUCCUGGGGAGACGGUGUGUGAUCGACAUGCUGGAUGGCAGACUGUCCGGUAUAAGGAUGUUUGCAAGGAAAAGGAGAAAAAGGAGGAAGCGCUUUUGAAGCUUACGACGCGGGAACGAGAGAUUCGCAAACGUAUUGAGGACAUUUCAGACCCACAUGGCGACCGCUCCAACGAAAAUUCUACUCAAUCGCCGCUCAAAAGCACUAAUGCGAAAGUAUCCAACGGGUAUGUUAGAACCAAAUCGACUGGCGAUACUUCGAAAAAGGGAAAGAAACGAAAAGCUCCGACCUGA
This is a messenger RNA of Laccaria bicolor S238N-H82, 3591 nucleotides long. RefSeq lists its product as uncharacterized. The coding region runs from base 1 to 3591 and encodes 1196 amino acids. The record is from RefSeq and is a predicted model, not a curated record. Gene Ontology annotation, cellular component: Set1C/COMPASS complex. The transcript has 5 exons. NCBI's taxonomy places the organism in Eukaryota, Fungi, Basidiomycota, Agaricomycetes, Agaricales, Hydnangiaceae.